GCCCUUUUUCAAGAUGGAGGAAUCCUGCACGUGGGAAGAGGAGAACCCUGCUUCUAGCAGCGGGAGUAGCGGCAGCAGCGAUGAAAUGGAGGAUAUGGAAAUGGAGGAAAAAGAAGAGAAGAAGCAAGGAAAGCCUCAAGCAGGAGCUUAUGUGCCGGGGAAAGAUCCCCCUCCAGCCCCUGGAGAAGAGCUGGUGAUGGACGAAGGCGCAUAUCGACUCUACCAUCGAGCAGGCACCGGGGCUCCUUGCUUGAGCUUUGACAUCUUGCGUGAUGCUCUUGGAGACAACCGAACUAGCUACCCACUGAGCCUUUUCCUUUGUGCGGGAACACAAGCCGAAACUGCCCAAGCGAACAGGUUGCUAGUGAUGAAAAUGCACAAUCUCCAUGGGACCAAGUCAGCUUGCAAAAAUUCUUCUGAGUCAGAGAGUAGCAGCGAGAGUGAAGAUGAUGAUGAGGACAAGAAACCCCAGCUAGAACUGGCCAUGGUUCCCCACUAUGGAGGGAUUAACAGACUGCGAGUGACAGAGCUGGGAGAGACUCAGGUGGUUGCAGCAUGGUCUGAGAAAGGGCAGGUGGAUAUAUACGAUCUUCAGCGCCUCUUGGUGGCUGUUUCUGACCCCCAAGCGUUGGCAGUCUUCUUGCGAGAAGAGCAGGCCAAGAUCAAGCCCAUCUUUUCAUUUACUGGACAUAUGUCAGAGGGCUUUGCCAUGGACUGGUCCCCUAAGAAACCAGGCACUCUUUUGACCGGGGACUGCAAUAAAAAUAUCCAUCUAUGGACACCCAAGGAGGAUGGAUCGUGGUUUGUAGAUCAGCGGCCUUUCACAGCCCACACAGCAUCAGUGGAAGACAUACAGUGGUCCCCAAAUGAAGCUACAGUUUUUGCUUCAUGUUCGGCUGAUGCCUCCAUUCGCGUCUGGGACACACGGGCUGCACCGGGAAAAGCCUGCAUGCUGACCACCAGCAAAGCGCACGAUGCAGAUGUCAAUGUGAUCAGUUGGAACCGAAAUGAGCCCUUUAUUGUUAGUGGUGGUGAUGAUGGGAUCCUAAGGAUUUGGGAUCUAAGGCAGUUCCAGAAAGGUUCAGCGGUUGCCACCUUCAAGCAACACACUGCACCCAUCACCUCAGUGGAAUGGCACCCCACUGAUAGCGGUGUCUUUGCUGCCUCUGGGGCCGAUGACCAAGUGACUCAGUGGGACUUAGCUGUGGAACGUGACGAAGGAGAGGCUGAGGACCCAGCCUUGGCUACCAUCCCACCCCAGCUGCUCUUCGUUCACCAGGGAGAGAACGAUAUCAAGGAGCUGCACUGGCACCCACAAUGCCCUGGCACCCUCAUCACCACCGCCCUCUCUGGGUUCAACAUCUUUCGAACCAUCAGCGUCUGAGGGAAACUUUCAAAAUGGCUGCCCUCUAAAUUCAGGUGGCACUUGUAGGGGUGGUCAAAGGAGUCAAGAUGGUGCCCACCUUUUUACAUGUGCAAUAUAUCAUGCAUACAGAAGUUAUCAUUCUGCUAUAAAAAAAGAAAAUUCAAAACAGGUUUUUUAUGUCUAUAGAACUGUCCCAGGAAAUAUGUGAGCUUCCAUAUAUCUAUUAUAGCCAUAAUGUACAUUGGAAAGGAAACUAUUUUGAAAUAGAUGCAAAAAUGUGUUUAAAUAUAAAUUAUUUUAGAA
Molecule: messenger RNA, 1669 nt
Organism: Pseudonaja textilis
Lineage: Eukaryota; Metazoa; Chordata; Lepidosauria; Squamata; Elapidae
Gene: GRWD1
Product: glutamate rich WD repeat containing 1
Biological process (GO): ribosome biogenesis
Cellular component (GO): nucleolus
Molecular function (GO): protein binding
Source: RefSeq, a predicted model, not a curated record